AGAGAGAGAGAGAGAAGCGGGAAGAAAGGAGGAGCAGCAGCUCCAUUGCAAGUCUAAUCCUGUCUUGUAUAUAUGCUGCUCCUUUCACUUCAGGCUGCUCACUUCAUUUCACUUCACUUCAGGUUGCACAGAGGCUCACAUGUGUCUGCUGAAAACUACCGAGGUUCCUCCAAACACAAAGAGGACAUACAGUAUGGAUUCCAAGCAGAAUUGAUUUAAACAAGAGCUGAAUCGAGCUGCAGAUCUGACUACAUCUCAGAACGUUACGGAUAUUAUCUUUUUUUUCUGGUGAAAACCAUGAACUCCCAAAGGACCAGUUUGUGACAAGAGAAUUUUAACGAAGGAUUGUUUUUUUUUAAAGUGGGAGCAAUGGAAGCAUUGCAUGUUAGUUUUGUCACCACAGCUCCAAUAAUCAUCACAACGACCCCUGCUACAACAUUCCUGACCAAAAUGUUCAAGGAGUACCAAAGCAAUGCAGUCAUCAAAGACCAUUACAAUUUUACAAAAAAGUUGGAAGGUAACCGGUAUACAGAAGGCAUGAAACCUGUGGACAUUGUGUUCCUCAUUAUCUGUCUGCUCAUUGUGUUGGAGAAUGCAGUUGUUCUUGUAGCGAUUUGGAAGAAUAAAAAGUUUCACCUGCCCAUGUACUACCUUCUGGGCAACCUGACUUUCUCAGACUUGUUGGCAGGACUUACUUACAUGGUGAAUAUCAUAACAUCAGGGGCCAACACGCUCAAACUGACACCCGUACAAUGGUUUAUAAGAGAAGGUGGUGUUUUUAUCACGUUAGCUGCUUCCAUCAUUAGCCUCCUGGCCAUUGCUAUUGAACGUCAUGUAACCAUGGUGCGGAUGAAGCCAUACCAGGGGGCCAAGCGUGGGCGCAUGUUUGCUCUGAUUGGCAUAAGUUGGGUGCUCUCAAUUAUUUUGGGUCUGCUACCCAUUAUGGGCUGGAACUGCAUGGGCAUCCUUUCAGAGUGCUCGAUCAUCCUACCGCUGUACUCCAAGAGCUUCAUUCUCUUCUGCAUUACUGUCUUCUCUGCGGUGUUACUGGCUAUUGUGGUCCUCUAUGUCCGCAUCUUCCGUGUUGUGAAGUCGAACACUCAGCGCCUAUCUGGUGUACCACAGCGGAAAGGUUUCACAAAGAAGUCUCAGAAAUACAUGGCAUUGCUAAAGACAGUCACCAUAGUGCUGGGUGUUUUCAUCGCCUGCUGGCUCCCCCUCUUUCUUCUACUUUUGUUGGACUUUUUUUGUGAAGUCGGACACUGCCCAUUACUCUAUAAGGCAGAGUACUUUCUUGGACUUGCUAUGAUGAACUCUUUACUCAAUCCCAUAAUCUACACUUUAACCAGUAAGGACAUGCGUAAGGCCAUACUGAAGCUGCUCUGUAGCUACUGCUUAAUCACAAAGGAUGGACAGGUAAAGAAGUUUGGAAUAACAUUCCUGGAGUGCAGUACAAGUAAAGCAGAGAUGACAUCACACAGGCUAGAUAACAUGGAGACAAUGGUUUCCACAGGGAAUUUUACACCAUCUACCAUUAAAGCUAUUUUCCCCAAAAUAUCAAAAAGUGUAGCUUUGGGACAAUAAGCUGGGAAAAAACUGUAAUAAUGUUACAGUUGAACAUCAUCGUGGCCUGAUAAAAUGAAGGAUAUUAAGCAGGAUGAACCAGCUGGACAGAUUGUACUGAAAAAGACUUUUACAGAACUGAAUAGGUGGCUUUAAAAUUUUAUAUCACAGAAAGUGAUAAAAUAAAAGACAGACUGCCUCAGAAAGCAUUACAACUUUCUUUAAGGCAUUAAUCAACAAAUAAGAACUUUCUUGUUUACUAAUUGACUGUGAGCUGAAAAAACUGUGUUCUCUUUAAAUCAUAUAUGGUGUGAAGCAACAUGCACUUAAGAACAUACGAAAUGCAAGUAUGACAUGGUGGUAGAUACAGUAUUACAGUGAUUACAGAUGAGAUUUGUUACAGUGUGCUUCAACAGAAGCACUUACUGUACUAUAUGGUCAAAAGGUAUAAUAUUCCAAAUCUGUAAAUAUUUUGGGUUUCUCCUUGCUAUAUGUGUUCACUGAAAUCUGCUGCAUGAGAUUAAAAAAAUUAACAUUUUACAGAUACUCAGACAGAAGCAUAACAGACUGAAGAAAUGUAGCUAAUAUCCUCCACAGUCUUCAGUUUUAAUGGGAGUGAGCUUGUGGUAAUUAAUAUCAGUUUCAAUAUCAAACCAUCUAAAGUGUUCAGUCCUCCAGUUUCUAGUGUACCUCAAAAUCUGAGUUAAAAAAUUUUAGUAGCAUAAGCAAAAUAUAGAAAUACAAAAAGAAAUCUGUAUGGGAUGAUGCCAAGUUUUGUAGCUGAUUAGAACAUUAUUAGUUCAGUGUUAAUGUAGCUGUAUGUGCAUACAUGUAUAAAAUAUUUAAAUUUUGGUCCUGUGAAUAAAAGAAAACUUUGAUAAUUUUCUUAAAAAAAUGUCUUGAACUUUUAAAUUAUGAGACUUAAAUGUAUAUAUGAAACUUUAUAAUAAAAACAAGUCUUUAUAUC
Messenger RNA from Clarias gariepinus (North African catfish), 2530 nucleotides. RefSeq names its product sphingosine-1-phosphate receptor 5a (gene s1pr5a). The record is from RefSeq and is a predicted model, not a curated record. Gene Ontology annotation, molecular function: sphingosine-1-phosphate receptor activity. Bases 370 to 1584 code for a protein of 404 amino acids. Lineage: Eukaryota; Metazoa; Chordata; Actinopteri; Siluriformes; Clariidae. Gene Ontology annotation, biological process: G protein-coupled receptor signaling pathway. Gene Ontology annotation, cellular component: membrane. The transcript is spliced from 2 exons.